This is a messenger RNA of Aspergillus clavatus NRRL 1, 357 nucleotides long. RefSeq names its product putative adhesin. The transcript has a single exon. Bases 1 to 357 code for a protein of 118 amino acids. The record is from RefSeq and is a predicted model, not a curated record. Lineage: Eukaryota; Fungi; Ascomycota; Eurotiomycetes; Eurotiales; Aspergillaceae.
AUGAAGACCGUUUCCAUCAUCACCUCCGUCCUCCUCGCCUCUGUUUCCCUCGUCUACUCCACAGCCCUCCCUCCAACCUGCGGAACCUGCAAUCCCCUCUCCGGCCAGAACCACUGCGACAUCACCACCUCGUGCAUCAACACAGGCACCCGCUUCCACUGCGCCUGCCGUGCCGGCUACAAGGCCUCGCCCAACAACAAGGACAUCGCCAAGCAGUUCCGUCUCAAGGUUCCCCACUACCAGUUCCUGGUCUUCACGCCAGAGAGCACCGAGUGCAACACCCUCUGCGACAACCCCUACGGAGCGAGCCCGGAUCUCUGUGUGGAGAUUCCAAUCUAUGACAAGUGCGCUGUUUGA